AUGGCGAUGGAACGCACGCGCAUCGCGAAGGUCGACGACGUGACCCUCUCGCGACGUGGGACGCAAGUCAACGGCACUCUACACCUGACACCCCACCACAUCAUCUUUGUGCAUGCCCCUCCUCCUGCCCCCGACGGGAGUCGAGCUCGACCACGCGAGACUUGGAUCACCUACCCCAUCAUCCACUUCUGCACCUUCCGACCGAGUCCUACCGCCUCGAGGCAACCCUCGUCUAUCCGGCUGCGCUGUCGCGACUUCAACUUCUACUGCUUCUACUUCAACGACGAUCGGAAAGCAAGGGACGUCUACGACAGCGUCAAGGCGUGGACAUGCAAGCUGAGCGGGAUUGAGAAACUCUAUGCCUUCUCAUAUCACCCGACGGGACCCGAGAAAGAUGUCCAGGGUCAAGGCUGGGCACUUUAUGACCCGAUGCGUGAGUGGAGACGGAUGGGCCUGGGGGACGAGAAGAGACAAACAAACUGGAGGAUUUCCACCAUCAACAAGGACUACCAGUUUUCCCCGACGUACCCUGCGGUCCUGGCCGUUCCGGCGAAUAUCUCAGAUAACACCUUGAACUAUGCCGGGCGUUACAGAUCGAGAGCACGGAUACCCGUCCUAACAUAUCUUCACCCGGUCAAUGACUGCACCAUCACUCGUUCGUCACAGCCACUCGUUGGUGUGAGAGGGAACAGGAGCAUCCAAGAUGAAAAGCUGGUAGCUGCAAUCUUCAACACCACGAGGGCGGAGAGGCCACUGUCGGUGUACAGCUCUCCUCCGCCCGAGCGCGAGGAGUCGGGGUCAAGCAAAGACACCAGUUGCUCGGUGGUCUUGGACGAGCAGAUUUCGCAGGCAGACGCUGAAGCGGUCGAGGACGCCAUCAUCUCGCGCUUUCGUGGUGAUGACGAUGCACCCGAAGGCUCAGAUGACAAAAGACCGAUGGUAUACGGCGCUCAACAACGGAACAUGAUCGUCGACGCACGCCCCACCAUCAACGCGCUGGUGAUGCAGACCCAAGGCAUGGGAUCGGAGGAUAUGAGCAACUACAAGUUCGCCACCAAGGCGUACCUGGGAAUCGACAACAUUCAUGUCAUGCGGGACAGCCUACAGAAAGUGAUAGAUGCUCUGAAGGAUUCCGACCUCACUCCGCUGGGGCCUAAUCAGGAGUUACUGCAGAAAAGCAACUGGUUGAAGCACAUCGGCCUCAUUCUGGAUGGAUCGGCCCUGAUUGCUCGCCAAGUCGGGCUCCAGCACAGCCAUGUGCUCAUUCAUUGCAGUGACGGAUGGGAUAGGACGAGUCAACUGUCCUCAAUCAGCCAAAUAUGCUUGGACCCGUAUUACCGCACGCUCGAGGGGUUCAUGGUCCUCGUGGAGAAGGAUUGGCUCAGCUUUGGACACAUGUUCAAGCACCGAUCUGGAUUCCUAAGCUCGGAGAAGUGGUUUCAGAUCGAGAACGAGCGAAUCGGCCGAGGGAGUGAUGAUGUUGACGACAGGGACCAGAAGAGUGGAGCGAUGGCCACGUUCGAGAACGCCUUCCUGAGCGCAAAAGGAUUCUUCUCGAACAGCAAGAACAACGACUCCCGGGAGUCAAUCAACGUCGACUCUGACGCCGACGCUGGUGCUGCAGCAAACUACGACUCAGAGUCCCAAGUCGCUCGGCGAAUCGUUUCCGGCGCCCACAAAAAGGAAAAGGACAAGGUCGUCACGAAAGUGAAAGAGACGUCUCCGGUCUUCCACCAGUUCCUCGACGCCACAUAUCAGCUCCUGUACCAGUACCCGACGCGCUUCGAGUUUACUGAGCGGUUUCUCCGCCGCCUCCUCUAUCACCUCUAUUCCUGCCAAUAUGGCACAUUCCUGGGCGACAACGAACGCGAACGCAAAGAGCUACGCCUGGCCGAGCGCACGAGGAGUGUAUGGGACUACUUCCUCGCCCGAAAAGAGGAAUUCCUCAACCCCAAAUAUGACCCUACGAUCGAUGACAACGUACGAGGUAAGGAGAGGCUCAUGUUCCCCAAGCCGGACGAGGUCCGCUGGUGGAACGAACUGUUCGCACGGACAGACGAAGAAAUGAAUGUGAAGACCCAGCCUGUCGCGGCAACUCGGCCUAACGGUACAAGCGACGCUGAAGGUUCGGAGCUGUGGACUUCUGUUCCUGCAUCACAAGCUGGAUACUCGUCUUCGGCCAGUGCGCCUGUUUCCAGGGCUAGGACACCUGUGCUGGUAGGCGUGGAGACGAGUGAAGCGACUGUUGACUUGGCAACCUCUCCUCGUGCGCAGAAUGAGGACGCCCACGGUUCCAAGCUGCCCGGUCUUGGGAUCGACAAGACAAGUUCCGCAGCGCGUUCGAGGAGCCCGUCGUCCAUGUCACAGCAACAGCAUUCGCGAUCGCGAACGCCCAUCGCAGGCUCCCCGUCCAAACCAGCCGAGUCCGGGGAUGCAGUCUCGCGCACGGACCACGUCCUCUCCGGACAACCCAACGAGCCAAGCCCUGAAAGAAUAAUGAGCGACCGCCUCCGAGCCAUUAAGGAUGAUUCCCAGGCCGGUACCGCCAACGUUCUCUCAACUUCCGACCAGUCGACAGUCAUGAUCCAUCAUUUCCCGCAAGAAGCCGAGGCCAAGAGUGCGCCGCUGCCAGGGAGCCCUUCCUUGUUGCCAGGUCAAGAAGACCAAAUUGAACGUGCGAUCGAUGCAGAUCAAAGUGCCGCGGAAAUCACGACACAAGAGCAGAGCACACCGACACCUGACGAGAAGGGCAAUGACACGGUCGGGGCGGAGAGUGAGCCAGAGAGUAAGCCUGCCGGGGCACAGCUCGAACCCCUCGGCGUGGCAGACGAUCUCGACCCGCUAGGCUUGGGCGAGGUCAAGGACAUGCCGGCCGCGCAGAGCAGCCUGAGCAUGCGUGCCCGUGAAAGGAGACGAGAGCAGUUGGAGCUGUUGAUGAAAUGA
Messenger RNA from Cladophialophora carrionii CBS 160.54, 2943 nucleotides. RefSeq lists its product as uncharacterized. NCBI's taxonomy places the organism in Eukaryota, Fungi, Ascomycota, Eurotiomycetes, Chaetothyriales, Herpotrichiellaceae. Gene Ontology annotation, biological process: dephosphorylation. The transcript has 2 exons. The record is from RefSeq and is a predicted model, not a curated record. Gene Ontology annotation, molecular function: phosphatase activity. Bases 1 to 2943 code for a protein of 980 amino acids.